UGGCGCAGCGGACUCCCCCCCCCCCCCCUCGCCCCGCUGCCUCAGAGGAGAAGGAGACCGGUGAACAUGGAGGGACCGCGGGGAGUUCUGUCUCUCUGCCUGCUCACUGUGCUGCUGCAGCCCGGGACUCUGGGUAUGCCCCCUUUAUACCCUAUGAGUCAGCUCUGUAUGUUCUGUGAUCUGGAGCUGUCCUCCUGCAGUGGUACUGGGACCUGCAUGUCCAACUGCUCCAUCACAUCCACCUGUGACGACAGCAACGAGGUCUGUGUCUCGAUCUGGAGGAAGAAUGAGAAAGGCUUCUCCAUUGAAACCCUGUGUCAUGACCCGUCCAAGCCGCUCUAUGGUGUUAUGCUGGAAGACUACAACAGCUCCACCUGUGUGAUGAAGGAGAAGAACACAACGAGUGGAAUGGCUCACUUCUGCUCCUGUACUGACGAGGAGGAGUGCAACGACAAAAUGUUAUUCUCUCCCAUUUUGGAUCCAACCCCAGACGACCCCCUGGUGUCGGUUCUGCUGGUGAGCCUGGUGCCUCUGGUGGUGAUGGGGAUUGUGGUUGUGGGAAUGUUCCACUGGUACCGAGCCUAUCGGCAGCGCGGGAUCCGAGAAUGGGAGAGCAACAUUAAGAAGCGCAAGCCCAAAGCUGCGGGGCUGGACUGCGACGCCUGCGCCAUCAUGAUGGAUGACGACGGAUCGGACAGCAGCUCCACGCACGCCAACAGCCUCAACCACAACACAGAGCCGCUGCCUAUAGAGCUGGAACUGCUGGUGGGGAAGGGUCGCUUCGCCCAGGUGUACAAGGCCAAGCUGAAGCAGAGCACCUCAGAUCAGUUUGAAACAGUCGCUGUGAAGAUCUUCCCCUACGAGGAAUACGCCUCCUGGAAGAACGAGAAGGACAUUUUCUCCAACACAGACCUGCGACACGAAAAUGUCCUCCAUUUCCUGACAGCUGAGGAGAGGAAGGUGGAGAAACAGUACUGGAUCAUCACGGCCUUCCACCACAGAGGAAAUCUACAGGAGCACCUGACUCGUCAUGUGAUCAGCUGGGAGGAGCUGCAGGUGCUGGGCAUGUCUCUGUCCCAGGGGGUGGCCCACCUCCACAGUGACCGCCUGCUCUGUGGACGGCCUAAGGUGCCCAUAGUGCAUCGGGACCUGAAGAGCUCCAACAUCCUGGUGAAGAACGACCUGACGCUGUGCCUCAGUGACUUCGGGCUGGCUCUCCGUUUGGACAGCUGUCUGACUGUGGAUGACCUUGCCAACAGUGGACAGGUGGGCACGGCACGCUACAUGGCUCCGGAGGUGCUGGAGGCCCGACUGAAUCUGGAGAACAUGGAGUCCUUCAAACAGACGGACAUUUACUCCAUGGCCCUGGUGCUUUGGGAGAUGACUUCGAGGUGUGAAGCUAUCGGAGAGGUGAAGGACUACGAGCCUGCGUACGGCUCCAAAGUGCGAGAGCACCCCUGUGUGGAGAGCAUGAAGGACAACGUGCUGAGAGACAGAGGCAGACCUGAGAUCCCCGACAGCUGGCUGCAGCAUCAGGGCAUCGCGGUGAUCUGUGCCACCAUCAUGGAGUGCUGGGACCACGACCCGGAGGCCCGGCUCACCGCUCACUGCGUCGCCGAGCGCAUCUCGGAGCUGGAGGACGAGAUGGAGAAGCUGUCCAGCCGCAGCUCCUCGGCAGAGAAGAUCCCCGCCGAGCUGAAGAUCCCCACGGACUUGGAGAUCCCGGGGGACGAACAGAAAAUCACGGGAAUACAGGACGUCAUAGCUGUGGACUGCUCUGUUAGUGACGAGAAGUGACAGGAGGCGGGACAUCUUUAUGAGGGGAAUUUUCAACAAGGGCACUUAAUCUGCUUUGAUGGGACUGAAGGUUCUCAGCAGUGAUGUUAGGGAGCAGAGACCCUGCGUCCCACAAUCUCUUUCUAUCCCAGCAAAGAGCUUUUGGACUUGUGAAAUAUAGCAGCUUGCCUUAAUUAGCUGAAGAGCUAAAGAGCCCAAAAGCAAAAGAUAACUGGAAGCGUCCAAAGAUGUGCCUUGCAUGGACACAAAGAGUCAGACUCACUCUUUGAGGAAUAAACAGGGCGAUAACUAUUCAACCAAAGACAUUUGAUGUGCACUUUAACAUUGUUUUUCUUAUGCAUUACACAUGCUUGUUCAUGUAUGCUAACGUGCUUGCGGUAAAGGAGGUUUUGCCCAUAAGUGUCUUCGUUUGUCCGAUUUUGAGCCGGAGUGUCUAAUGAUGCUGCACUCCAUCUUCACCAGCAGGAAACCCAAGAAGUGUGUGUGUGUGUGGAAGGAAAGUGUGUGUGAGCUUUUGUGUGUUUUUACCCAGCUAAACCUGCCAGAUAAACAAGCACAAUGUACAUAGAGACCAUAACUGUACAUAAGAGGAAUAUCAACCAAAAGGAAAUGUAAUCCUAUACUUACCUUUGAAUGCAGAGAAUAAAAGACGUCACAGACUUAUUUUAUUAUUGUUUUUCUAUAUCAACAGGAAAGUUGGCCAAAGAGAUGUUAUACCUGCCUUACAUACAGUUUGUGUCAUUUGUAAAAUAUUGUAAACCCUUUGUGAAUUAAAGAUAUGUCUGUAUACUGACAUUCUGUUCGCAAACCCUUUA
Gymnodraco acuticeps is the source of this 2612-nucleotide messenger RNA. Its product is annotated as TGF-beta receptor type-2-like. The record is from RefSeq and is a predicted model, not a curated record. Gene Ontology annotation, molecular function: activin binding; transforming growth factor beta receptor activity, type II; metal ion binding. Gene Ontology annotation, biological process: protein phosphorylation; cellular response to growth factor stimulus; transforming growth factor beta receptor signaling pathway. Gene Ontology annotation, cellular component: plasma membrane; signaling receptor complex. The coding region runs from base 67 to 1797 and encodes 576 amino acids. NCBI's taxonomy places the organism in Eukaryota, Metazoa, Chordata, Actinopteri, Perciformes, Bathydraconidae. The transcript has 10 exons.